Iphiclides podalirius (scarce swallowtail) is the source of this 888-nucleotide messenger RNA. NCBI's taxonomy places the organism in Eukaryota, Metazoa, Arthropoda, Insecta, Lepidoptera, Papilionidae. The record is from the annotation of a GenBank genome assembly.
AUGGUGGAGGAGUUUAUGGUGGAGGAGUUUAUGGUGGAGGAGUGUAUGGUGGAGGAGUUUAUGGUGGAGGAGUGUAUGGUGGAGGAGUUUAUGGUGGAGGAGUGUAUGGUGGAGGAGUUUAUGGUGGAGGAGUGUAUGGUGGAGGAGUGUAUGGUGGAGGAGUGUAUGGUGGAGGAGUGUAUGGUGGAGGGGUGUAUGGUGGAGGAGUGUAUGGUGGAGGAGUGUAUGGUGGAGGAGUGUAUGGUGGAGGAGUGUAUGGUGGAGGAGUGUAUGGUGGAGGAGUGUAUGGUGGAGGAGUGUAUGGUGGAGGAGUGUAUGGUGGAGGAGUGUAUGGUGGAGGAGUGUAUGGUGGAGGAGUGUAUGGUGGAGGAGUUUAUGGUGGAGGAGUUUAUGGUGGAGGAGUUUAUGGUGGAGGAGUUUAUGGUGGAGGGGUGUAGGGUGGAGGAGUUUAUGGUGGAGGAGUUUAUGGUGGAGGAGUUUAUGGUGGAGGAGUGUAUGGUGGAGGAGUGUAUGGUGGAGGAGUUUAUGGUGCAGGAGUUUAUGGUGGAGGAGUUUAUGGUGGAGGAGUUAAUGGUGGAGGAGUUUAUGGUGGAGGAGUUUAUGGUGGAGGAGUGUAUGGUGGAGGAGUGUAUGGUGGAGGAGUGUAUGCUGUCGGAGUGUAUGGUGGAGGAGUGUAUGGUGGAGGAGGGUAUGGUGGAGGAGGGUAUGGUGGAGGAGUGUAUGGUGGAGGAGUGUAUGGUGGAGGAGUGUAUGGUGGGUAGGAGUGUAUGGUGGAGGAGUGUAUGGUGGAGGAGGGUAUGGUGGAGGAGGGUAUGGUGGAGGAGUGUAUGGUGGAGGAGUGUAUGGUGGAGGAGUUUAUGGUGGAGGAGGGUAUGGUGGAGGAGUGUU